AUGGCUUCAGAGAAGAAACUCUCAAACCCAAUGAGGGACAUCAAGGCCCAGAAGCUCGUCCUCAACAUCUCCAUUGGAGAAAGUGGAGAUCGCCUCACCAGAGCCGCUAAGGUGCGUAAUGAGAAGAUUGCUUGCUACGUCACUGUCAGGGGCGAGAAAGCAAUGCAGCUUCUUGAGAGUGGUUUGAAGGUCAAGGAAUAUGAGUUGCUGUUGAGGUCACUGGAGGGCUUUAAAUUCCUUUCCACCCAGGGAGAGAGGACAAGCCGGAGCCACCACCUGAGGGUCGUCUACCAGAUGCCACCAAAAGAUGCGAUCACUUGA
Messenger RNA from Vitis vinifera (wine grape), 321 nucleotides. Its product is annotated as large ribosomal subunit protein uL5z. The transcript has 2 exons. NCBI's taxonomy places the organism in Eukaryota, Viridiplantae, Streptophyta, Magnoliopsida, Vitales, Vitaceae. Gene Ontology annotation, cellular component: ribosome; cytosolic large ribosomal subunit. Gene Ontology annotation, biological process: translation. Bases 1 to 321 code for a protein of 106 amino acids. Gene Ontology annotation, molecular function: RNA binding; structural constituent of ribosome. The record is from RefSeq and is a predicted model, not a curated record.